Molecule: messenger RNA, 1583 nt
Organism: Dalotia coriaria
Lineage: Eukaryota; Metazoa; Arthropoda; Insecta; Coleoptera; Staphylinidae
Product: protein arginine methyltransferase NDUFAF7 homolog, mitochondrial
Biological process (GO): mitochondrial respiratory chain complex I assembly
Cellular component (GO): mitochondrion
Molecular function (GO): protein-arginine omega-N symmetric methyltransferase activity
Source: RefSeq, a predicted model, not a curated record
GGUAUUUUCGGUGUAUGGCAGUCGUGUAGGUUUACUUCUUACGGAAACACCCGAAGCUGCGUGUCUGCCAAUCUGGUCGGUAUGUUUUAUAAUUUCAGGUUAUUUGUGUUAUGAAACCUGCGCGUGCCGGCCGCGUAACAUCAUUUUUCUGUUCGUAUUUUGUGAUUUAUUAAAGAAAUGUUGCGGCAUCUACGACGUUUGGAGGCCAUUGGACGCCGCACAAGGAAGUACUACACCGUGAAGUCUGAAGUAGCUUCCAGUUUGAAGGAAAAUCCACUUCCAAAGCAACUUGAAAUUCAAAUCAAGGCUGCAGGACCCAUCACUGUAGCAGAAUACAUGAAGCAAGUCUUAAUACAUCCAAUGGGUGGAUAUUACAUACACAAAGAUGCAUUUGGUCCAACUGGAGACUUUGUAACUUCUCCAGAAAUCAGCCAGAUGUUUGGAGAGAUGAUUGCCAUUUGGUUUCUGAAUGAAUGGCAAAAGAUUGGAUCUCCUAAACCAUUAAAUAUUGUGGAAUUGGGUCCAGGUAGAGGAUCACUCAUGCAGGAUCUAUUAAGAGUGUUUGGACACUUUGAUGCACUCAAAGAAGCAAGCAUUCACAUGGUGGAAGUGAGCGACCUGAUGGCGGACAUGCAAGCGCGCCGCUUGUGCAUCAACGUACGACGCAUCAACGAAAAAGACGCGAAUUUCUACAAGGAAGGCUACAAUUCCAACGGGAUUCCAAUCAGGUGGUAUCGGAAUUUCUCACAAUUACCGCCCGGGUUUUCAUUUCUCAUCGCGCAUGAGUUUUUCGACGCGUUGCCUAUACAUAAAUUCGUCAAAACCCCGGAGGGAUAUCGCGAACUGUUGAUUGACAUUGAUGAGACUACACCCGGUAAAUUUAGAUAUGUACGUGCACGAGAACAAACCCCAGUCGGGAAAAUGUUUAUACGCGGGGAUGAAACACGCAGCGACAUUGAAAUCUCCCCAGACUCGCUUGUGUUGGCAAAAGAUAUAUCACAACAUUUGGAAGAACAUGGUGGAUUUGCUCUUAUCGCAGACUACGGCCAUUCAGGCGAUGGUAAAGUAGAAGCAGACACAUUUCGUGCGUACAAACAACAUAAACAACACGAUCCGUUGGUGGAUCCAGGAUCAGCGGAUCUCACCGCCGAUGUGGACUUUGGUGUAUUACAGAAAGCUAUUCACCAACAAGGCGGGACAAUUACUUUUGGUCCAGUCACUCAACGAGAGUUUCUUUUGAGUUUAGGAAUGCAACAACGCUUGGAGAAGUUAAAACAAAUCGAGGGCGUAACAGACGAAACACGUAAAGUUUUAGACUCUAGUUUUGCGAUGUUGACAGACGAGGCGCAGAUGGGCAAGCGUUUUAAAUUCCUCGCAGUAAUGCCGGCGGUGCUACAAGAGUUCCUCAAGAAAUUCCCACCCGUUGGUUUUACUAACACGUAAGAGUUGACAUGAAUUAAUUAAUUGCAUUCAGUGUGCAAUUACGCAAUCACUGCGAGAGACAGCGUGUGGCAUUGAAAGGAACUGCGCGUAAUGCGCUUAAUUGUUAUGUAUUUAAUAAAUUUACCUGCUAGUUAAUAGUA